CACCCCUCAACCUCUCCAACAUUCUUUCCAACAUCCUCUCCAGAGAACCAACAUCAACCAACCGCCAAAAUGCCAAUCUACCACAUCGUCCUCUUCCGCCUCAAACCCAACGUCACUCCAACCCAGCUCACAACCUGGUCCCAAACCGCUCAAAACAUGGUCGGCCAGAUCCCAGGCCUCCGAUCCCUCAAGGCCAACACACCGCUGCCUAUCUGUGUGCCCCGCGCGAAGGGCUUCAAUAUGGGUCUCGUGGCUGUGUUGGAGGAGGCCAAGGAUGUGGAGGUUUAUGCAGGGCAUCCGGCGCAUCAAGAGGUGCAACGUAUGCGCGAGGAGCUAUGCGAGGAGACGCUGGCUUAUGAUUUGGAGUUUGAGGAGUAGACUGUGUUGCAACUAUAUUUUACUUAGUACAUAUGAUAUAGAACCGAUCAAUUCGCUGUUAUCAUAUAUAUGAAGUAUCCCAACCUGUAUAUAACGGUGAAUCAACUAUUAUCCGCACACG
Aspergillus candidus is the source of this 499-nucleotide messenger RNA. RefSeq names its product Dabb family protein. NCBI's taxonomy places the organism in Eukaryota, Fungi, Ascomycota, Eurotiomycetes, Eurotiales, Aspergillaceae. Bases 70 to 378 code for a protein of 102 amino acids. The transcript has 3 exons. The record is from RefSeq and is a predicted model, not a curated record.